Messenger RNA from Rhodotorula toruloides NP11, 1326 nucleotides. RefSeq lists its product as uncharacterized. Lineage: Eukaryota; Fungi; Basidiomycota; Microbotryomycetes; Sporidiobolales; Sporidiobolaceae. The transcript is spliced from 5 exons. The record is from RefSeq and is a predicted model, not a curated record. The coding region runs from base 1 to 1326 and encodes 441 amino acids.
AUGUCGUCCCUCAUGGAGCUCGGGACGUACGUCGCCCAGCAGACGGCGUUCCUUCCCGCUCUCACGGGCUUCUCGAUGGCCGCGCGCGGGUCCCUCAAGACCUACCUGGCUGCGCAGGCCCUCGGACCCGCUCCCAAGGUCGACGACAAGGAUCUCAAGAAGCUCAAGUGGGCGCGCCGCAUUAUGGUCCUCGUCUUCUGCGGCAGCAUCUUCGGUCUCGAGUUCUGGCUUAUCUCGCAGCAGGACAUGAAGAAGCUCGACAUCUUCUUCCGCUACCUGAUUGCGUUUGUCUACCAGUCUGCCCUUACCGGCACUCUCCUCGACAUGACCAAGUCGCUCAAGUGGGCGGCGUUCCGCUCCCCUGGCAACGUCCUCCAUUUCCGCCCGGCGCCCGGCACCGUGUCCUUCCCGCGCGUGCUCACUGCCGUUGCCCUCGCCACCGGUCUCAACGCCGCCACCUACUACGAACUCAACUGGGCGUUCGGCUCGUUCCUCACCGUCGCCCUUCUCUACCGCUCGCUCUCCUCGCCCUUCCGUCGCGUCUUCUCGCUCCGCGUGAUGAUGCUGUGCAUGAUCGCCUGGCUCGCCCUCACCUUCCUCCUGUCCGGCCUCGUCAUUCUCUACGUCGCCAACGCCUGGAUGGACGGAGCUGCCGGCGACGGCACUCUCGACCCGAGCAUCACCGGCGCCUCCGACAGCGCGAGCAUCACGUCGAGCGAUGUUACGCGUUACAUGAACCUGAUCUUGCCGUUCGCAUUCUCGGUCUUCCCCGGUGUCCUCGCCGUCGGCUGCUACCGCUUCGAUUACGCCAACCACGUCGAGGCCAACCCCCAACUCGCUGCCGCCGUCACGCUCGAGACCUGCGAGCCGCGCAAGCGCUUUGCCAAGAUCCUCUCGCAGGGCGUCGUCCUCCCCACGAAGGGCCCGUCGGGCUUCCUCACGCCGUAUUUCACCACGGCCCUCUGGUCGUGGAUCCUCGCUUACGUCGCCACGUUCGGCCUCUUUGCCGCCGCCAUCCCCCUCCCGAAGGACGCCCUUACCAGCGGCGCCUUCGACAUGACGGCUCUCACGCUCGCCAUCCCGUUCAUGAUCGUCGGACUCGUCAUCACCGCGUCGAUCCGCGGCGAGUUCCGCCGUCUCUGGAAGCACAAGGAGGUUUGGUCGCCCAAGGAGGACGAAGCUGAGGGUGCCAUUGCCCUUCCCGAUGACGAUGCCGAGGCUCCGCUCUACGCCGAGGUCGCCGACGAGAAGUACCCCGAGGUUCCGGACGUCGUCAUCGAGUACGCCGAGCCCGCUCCCGCCUACGACGCCCCGUCGAAGCAGUAG